AUGGAGAACAAUGUGUUUGGGAAUUACUUGGUGGUCAUAGUAGGGGCCGGCCCCUCCGGCAUUGCAACCUCAGCUUUGCUCAACUCCAUGUCGAUUCCAAACAUUGUCUUUGAAAGGGAGGAUUGUUGUGCUUCCCUGUGGAAGAAACGAUCCUAUGAUCGCUUGUGUCUCCAUUUAGCUAAGAACUUCUGCUCUCUGCCGAUGAUGCCGCAUUCGUUCAGAACUGCAACAUUCAUGUCCAAAGACAAGUUCGCAGACUAUGUGGACAAGUACGUGACUCGUUUCAACGUCAACCCGCGUUACUGUCACAAUGUCGAAUCGGCACUGUACGAAGAAGCUAAUCAGAAAUGGAAGAUCGAGGUGAAGAACACUGAGGUAACAGAUGGUGUGGGUUCCCUCCAAGUGUAUUACGCAGAUUUCUUGGUAAUUGCGACUGGAGAAAACAGUCGACCUGUUACCCCAGAGUUGCCUGGAAUAGAGACCUUUAAAGGAAAUGUUAUGCAUGCACAAGAUUAUAAGUGUGGAGCUAGUUUUAAGGAUCAGAAUGUGUUAGUUGUUGGUUGUGGCAAUUCUGGCAUGGAGAUCAGUAAUGAUCUUGCAGAGAGUGGAGCUCAUGCAUCGAUUGUCGUCAGAAGCCAAGUUCAUGUGCUGAGCAGAGAACUUGUUCGGCUUGGGAUGGUACUGUUGGAUUAUCUCCCAAUGAAUAUUGUUGACAGGUUUAUUCUAUAUCUUGCCAAGUUCAGCUAUGGUGACUUGCCCAGCUAUGGCAUUUCUCCACCAGUUGAAGGGCCUUUUUUCUUCAAAGCACUUACCGGAAAGACUCCUGUAAUUGAUCGUGGAACUGUGAAAAAAAUUCGCUCCGGAAAGAUUAAGGUUUUCUCCGGAGUAGAGACAAUACGGCACAAUAUUGUGGAAUUCAAGAAUGGUUCUAUACAGCGUGUUGAUGCCAUUGUCAUGGCCACUGGUUAUCGAAGCGUAGCACACAAAUGGCUCAAGGAUUAUAAGGUCAUUCUGGAUGAGAAUGACAAACCCAAGAACAAAUAUCCAGGGCAUUGGAAAGGUGAAAAGGGCGUCUACUGUGUUGGCUUCUCAGGGAAGGGAAUUCCGGGGAUUUCGUUUGAUUCUAGGGCUGUUGCUAAUGACAUUCAUCAAAUUUUGCUUGUAAAGACUGGUAAUGCUGCAAGAGAGGUCUAG
Messenger RNA from Fragaria vesca subsp. vesca, 1194 nucleotides. It is a transcript of the gene YUC6, whose product is annotated as flavin-containing monooxygenase YUCCA10-like. Gene Ontology annotation, molecular function: NADP binding; N,N-dimethylaniline monooxygenase activity; flavin adenine dinucleotide binding. The record is from RefSeq and is a predicted model, not a curated record. NCBI's taxonomy places the organism in Eukaryota, Viridiplantae, Streptophyta, Magnoliopsida, Rosales, Rosaceae. Bases 1 to 1194 code for a protein of 397 amino acids. The transcript is spliced from 4 exons.